Molecule: messenger RNA, 3492 nt
Organism: Betta splendens (Siamese fighting fish)
Lineage: Eukaryota; Metazoa; Chordata; Actinopteri; Anabantiformes; Osphronemidae
Gene: ess2
Product: ess-2 splicing factor homolog
Exons: 10
Coding region: 215-1645 (476 amino acids)
Cellular component (GO): catalytic step 2 spliceosome
Source: RefSeq, a predicted model, not a curated record
CGCAACAACGCUGCGUAACGACGUUAUUAGGACGUUGUUGCACUGUGGCUAAAAGUUAGCUAACGUACGUGUGUGUUAUUAACUACAACAGGACUGUCGUCUUUUAUACACAGGCAUCUGUGAAGUAGAUAAUCGUUUGCUCUCGUCCUCUGCCCGCGUUAGUGGUUUAAAAGCCUCAACUGGUGUUUGGACUAAAAGACUAACGGGCUCCACAAUGGAGGGCAGCGCCAGCGUGAGGAAAGCGUUGUCCGGGACUCUGGUGCCUUCGGCAGUGACUACUGUGGCUCUCCGACAGCCGCCUGUGGAGAAGGGCAAGUUCCAGAGAAAGGUCCUUGACGAAGAGGACUACAUUGAGAGCUUAGAGAAGAUCAUCCAGAGAGACUUCUUCCCAGAUGUUACAAAAAUGCAAGCGCAGAAAGACUAUCUGGAAGCAGAGGAAAGUGGAGACCUUGAGAGAAUGAGAGAGAUAUCAAUCCGAUAUGGAUCCUCUUUGACAAAGUCCACACCACGAUCUUCAGCACCCUAUGUGACUCCAGCUAGUUUUGAGACACCAGUGGGAGGCUCAGCAUCUCCUUCAUCCACUCAUGGCGGUAAAGGUUUGGAGAAGGAACACAAAGAUGAUGACGACAAUGAAGAGAAAGAGCUGCCUUGUCUGGAUCGUUUCCUUGCUAAAAAUACCAGUGAGGAUAAUGCAUCAUUUGAACAGAUAAUGGAUCUAGCAAAAGACAAAGAGAAGCUUAAGCAUGCUUGGUUAUAUGAGGCAGAGACUGAGUUCAAACAGCGCCACGAAGAGAACCUUGCUUUACCAUCAGCAGAGAAGGCUGCACUACAGUGUGUGAAAGCUGGACUGGAGACAUGGGAGUACAAAGCGAAGAAUGCUUUAAUGUAUUAUCCAGAGGGUGUUCAAGAUGAUGAUGCUGUGUUUAAGAAACCACGGGAGGUAGUUCACAAGAACACACGCUUUGUUGGCGACCCAUUUAGCAAAGCUCUCAACAAAAGCCAGAUUCAACAGGCUGCAGCUCUCAAUGCACAGUUCAAACAGGGUAAAGUAGGCCCAGAUGGGAAAGAGCUCAUCCCACAUGAAUCCCCAACAGUGAAUGGAUAUGGUUAUGAAAGAACACCUUCCCCUGCACCUGGUGUAUCUGAGUCACCUCUGAUGACAUGGGGAGAGAUCGAGAGCACCCCAUUUCGUCUGGAUGGAUCCGACACCCCAUAUGUCGAGAGGAAUCACGGCCCUUCAUUUAAGAUUCCAGAGCCAGGAAGAAGAGAGAGGCUGGGUUUAAAGAUGGCCAAUGAAGCUGCUGCCAAGAAUCGUGCAAAGAAACAGGAGGCACUGCGAAAGGUUACAGAGAAUCUUGCAAGUCUUACUCCAAAAGGUCUGAGUCCAGCCCUCACCCCUGCCCUGCAGAGGCUUGUAAAUCGGACAUCUAGCAAGUACACGGACAAAGCACUCAGAGCAAGUUACACCCCAUCUCCCUCACACAGAAUUACUGGCUCCAAGUCUCCGUUUGUUGGUCCAUCCACUCCGUCAGGAACACCAACACCAAACAAAGCCACAAAGACACCAAGCUCUCAGGACCUCACAUCACUGACAGACAAUCUGCUACAGCUUCCCAAGAGACGGAAAGCUUCAGACUUCUUCUAAGAAAAGCAGUUAUUUGCUGAAGACUUGACUCCCUAUAGUGUGGAGAACCCCAAAAAAGUCUUCAUACCCAGAUUAAAGCGUCUUCAAAGAAAUGUACAGUGAACUGAAGAUUUUUUUUAAAGACUUGUAAAAUGUUUGUGUAAUAGCCUAAUCUCUAAAAUAUAAUGCCCUAAUUCUAUUUAAAUCUUUGGUUAUCUUAUUUUUGAUAUGUUUUUUUUUAAUGCAGGCUAUAGUUUUCACUUGUGUUUUAGUUGUGACAUUCCCACCAACGAAGUAUCUAGUAGCGUACUGCCCAUAUUCUUUACAAGCUGCUGUGAUAUUUGUUGAUGUUUUUUUUUUUUUUGCUGCUACCCUACAACUGAUUUCCCCAAAGUAAACUUCUGUAACGGUGUAGAUUUGGGAAAAUUAAAAAAAACUUGCAUUCGCUCACUCACUGACAGUGACUGUAGAAUGAUGAAUGUUUUAAUCUUUGAGUGGAAAAGUGUUUCAGGAAGAGCUGGGCCCAAGAUCAUAAAACCUGCUGGCAUCUUUGGUCUUUAAAGUUAUGUAAUAUGGGGUGCAAUGGGAAGACAAGCUUAUUAGUAUUUCUAUUCGACAUCUUACUGUUAGAAUAACACAUUUUCCCCUGUCUUCUGUUUGUACAUAUGACUAGUCAUAUUACUGAGUUGAAACUACAGUCAAUAAGAGACCCAGCAUGCCCGCAGGCUGUUGUUUUGUAGCUUAGAAGUUACAGGGUACCCUGAGACUCAGUUUUAUGUCAGAUGAUGUUAUUGCGUUGUCUGCAUGUGUUUUGUUAACCUUAUGCCCUUCUCAGGGGAAUCGUGGUUCAUGCUAUGAGCCAACUGGCAAACCAGUAUGUGAAGCUUUUAAAGUGUCUAAUAGUAAUACUUGAAGGUUCAUGUACACAUUGAAAGAAUGAAUCCUUCUGUUUAUAGCGACAACAAAGCCUGGUGCAAUAACACUGAAAGCUCUACAGUAGCUCUCCUGUGCAAAAGCAGUCAAUCACUCAAGUGAGUAGCUCCCCAGAAACAGGCUUUUUCCCCAAGGCAGAGUUUUAUUCAUAUGGUGUGGCAGAGAAAAUGUAUUUAACUCAGAAGAUAAAAACUUUCACUGAUGGUUAAGGCCGGUUAUAUAAUGAUGCUGACUUUAUUAUGUAAGGACGUGAAUGAAUAUUAUUAAUGUCAAGUAAGUCUGAUUAAGAUGCUUAUCUGAAGAAUAAUGACAUAGCAGUAGAGCGAAGCAGUGAUUUGGAUGAGUCAGCCAAAGAGGCAGCUUCAGAUGCUGUUAGAUGUUUGUACUGGUUGUAAUUCAGGACUUUUUUAAUUUUUGUUUCAUUUGCAGUGUGGGAUUUGACCUGUGGCCCAGUGGUUGUCUCACUUGUGAUGAUGGUUUAACAAAUCAUGAGCAUAAUGUACGUGCUUUAGGCCUGAAUAUGGUCGCAUGACAUAAAACAACUUUUCCAGUAAAAUCUAGUCUGUUGACCAUAAUCAGAUCUAGAUAUUAAUCUCAAAACUGAUUUCGCCUGCUGCAAUAAUUCCUCUUAAUACUAAGAUCCUCCUAUUCAGAGGUGUUUUUUUCCACAGAACAUGGGACUGUGGAUUUCAACAAUAAAAUUGACUGUAUGGAAUAGCUCAUGAAAGUCUAAAGGAAUAAUUACAACUAACAAAACAUUUAGUGUUACUGUUUUCAAACAAGCCUGGGAAAAUGUGAACCAGCCCUUCAGGAUUUAAUGUAGAAUCACCUGUUAUAUUAAUUGCUCUUUUUUACCUACAGGAAAUACAAGAAUGAAUAUAAAAUAGAAUAAAUGAUAUAAUAAUAUAAUAAAUCUUCUCAUUCAAAAGAGUAAA